CAUUUAGCAACGAUUCGACUUUUAAAACGAGACAAUAAUAAUUAUAAUAACUAUAAUCUACACGUUGAGAAUUUCGAUUUGGCUAGUCGAUGCAAGAAUCCAAAUACAUACAGAUAUAUGUCUGUACAUGUAUAUAUCGAUCGUCAGCCUCGACACAUACACAACCGCAAAAAAAGUAGAUUGGACAUGAUCAUCGCAAUUCGCAGCUCUCUCGAGUAGUCUCGUGCCACCAGCAUGAACUCGUACUAUGUAAAAUAGCCUGGCCACAUGGGCGCAUCAUUAUAUUCCGUACGCUCGAGCGAGAGUGUUGGAUUUUGGCUGGUUGCUCUACUGUUGCAGAUGUCUCGGACGCUCGUCCUCUAACUGCUAGGGCCUCUAAAUCAACAUUUUUCUACACGCACAGUGAAAAGUUCAAAGUUUCAAAAUGGGUUCUUUAUCAUAUUUGAAACGCUCUCGGAUAGUGCAUUUAUUAUUUGCUAUCACUUUUUUCACAUCUGGUUUGAUAAUAAACUUGAUGCAAUGUAUUCUUUAUUUUGGUCUGAGGCCUUUUUCAAAAUAUUUUUAUCGCAAAAUUAACUACUAUUUGUGCUAUUCAUUCUACAGUCAAUUAGUAUUUAUGGCAGAAUGGUGGGCUGGAGCUGAUAUAAUUUUGUACAUAGAUAAAAAAGACUUUGAUAAAUAUUAUGGUCAUGAACAUGGCUACCUACUAAUGAACCAUAGCUACGAAAUUGAUUGGUUAAUUGGAUGGGUUUUUUGUGAACGCAUAAAAGUUUUAGGAAAUUGCAAAGCAUAUGCUAAGAAAUCAAUCCAGUACAUUCCUACUCUUGGAUGGGCUUGGAAAUUUGCAGAAAGUAUUUUCUUGCAGAGAAGUUGGGAUAAGGAUAAAGAGGUUAUUGGAUCUCAAAUAAGAGAAUUAGCUGAUUAUCCUGAUUCAAUAUGGCUUUUACUGUAUGCGGAAGGUACUCGCUUUACCCCUGAAAAAGCAGAGGCUAGUAAAAAGUUUGCCAAAGAGAAGGGUUUACCCGUUUUGAAACACCAUUUAACCCCUCGAACAAGAGGUUUUACAGCCAGUAUUCCUCAUCUUCGAGGGAAAGUUGAUGCUAUUUAUGAUAUUCAAUUAGCUUUCAAACCAUCAGAGACAACUAAACCUACUAUGACAAAUCUUCUACUUGGAAAAAAAGUUGAAGCACAUAUGUACAUAAACAGAAUCCCUCUUAACUCUGUGCCUGAAAAUGAAGAAGAAGCAGCACAAUGGCUACAUAACAUUUAUCAAGUUAAGGACCGAAUGCAAGAAAGCUUUUUAGAAAGUGGAGACUUUUUUGCUACUAGUGGGGUACCUAAAGUAGAUUCAUUCAAGUUAGAACGUAGAAUGUGGACUUUUGUCAACACUGCGUUCUGGUCAAUAGUUAUUCUUGUACCCAUGCUAUACUAUUUAGUCAAACUGUUUUUGUCAGGCUCAUUAUGCUUCUUUUCUAUUGGAGUUGGUAUUAUAAUUCUAUUUUUCUUGCUAAUGUACAAAACUAUUGGAAUGUCGGAAAUAAGUAAAAGCUCAUCUUACGGAGCCGCAGCUGGAGCCGAACAAAAAAAAAUGAAAUAAAGAAAAAUGCACAAAUUCUGUUCUAGUACGCGCAAAACAAUAAAGAAAAUAAAUCCAUGGAUAACGUAUAUAUACUAGUUUGGAAUAAUCUUACAAUAAAAACAGAGCUACCUCUUUUGAAUGACUUAUAUUUAGUCAUCAUUCUAUCGGCGAUCACUUACGCUGUGACCGGUGCUUUCCUAGUGUACUGUAAAUUUCAAUUCAAGUGAUUAUAUGAGACUCAAAUUGUAAAGAUAGGUGUAUGUAAAGAUUAUUAUUUGAUUCGAAUAAGAUGAUUAAACGACCAUUGGACUUGAACUAUCUUAUGAAAAAAUGCCUGCAUGUUGUGACAUAGCAUAGAAAUGAUAAUGAAUAUACCUAAAAAUGUAUGUAUGAUGUUUUUUGUAACUAUAUAAGAUUUUGCUGUAUUUUUUGUUGACUUUGUAUUUUGUCCGACUCGAAAAUAUUGUUAUUGUUACAGUAAACAUAGUUUAAAUUGGA
Messenger RNA from Trichogramma pretiosum, 2077 nucleotides. Its product is annotated as 1-acyl-sn-glycerol-3-phosphate acyltransferase gamma-like. The record is from RefSeq and is a predicted model, not a curated record. The coding region runs from base 425 to 1597 and encodes 390 amino acids. Gene Ontology annotation, cellular component: endomembrane system. Lineage: Eukaryota; Metazoa; Arthropoda; Insecta; Hymenoptera; Trichogrammatidae. The transcript is spliced from 7 exons. Gene Ontology annotation, molecular function: 1-acylglycerol-3-phosphate O-acyltransferase activity.